Messenger RNA from Asparagus officinalis (garden asparagus), 2340 nucleotides. RefSeq names its product pentatricopeptide repeat-containing protein At1g53600, mitochondrial. Gene Ontology annotation, biological process: RNA modification. The coding region runs from base 1 to 2001 and encodes 666 amino acids. The record is from RefSeq and is a predicted model, not a curated record. Lineage: Eukaryota; Viridiplantae; Streptophyta; Magnoliopsida; Asparagales; Asparagaceae. Gene Ontology annotation, molecular function: protein binding; RNA binding. The transcript has 2 exons.
AUGGCUCUAUAUUCUGCUUCAGCUGUUGAUCUCGCUACCACCGAUUGCUUCUUGCUCUUCCACGAGACCAAGUUACCUCCUACAAAGAUACAAUAUCCUGAGUUUCUUCCAUCACCCAUUUUUCCAAUUGAGGAGGGAGCCGACCUCCACCAACACCAAGACCGGCAGCCCUUCUGCAACUCCCAAAUCACCAAAAAUGGUCGACGCGGCGACCUCGUCCGAGCCCAGCUCGUCUUCGACCGCAUGCCUUAUCGAGACGUCGUCUCGUGGACCGCGCUUCUUACUGCUUACGCCGAAAACGGCCGACUCUCCACUGCCCGUGACCUGUUCGAUCAAAUGCCCGACAGAAAUACCGCCGCCUGGAACGCUAUGGUCUCCGCUUACAUCCGAAGCUCCGACCUCGCGGAGGCCUUUCGCUUGUUCUGUGUAGCACCCAGCAAGAACCUGGUCUCGUUUUCGGCGAUGAUCUCGGGUUUCGCGAAGAAAGGGAUGAUGGAGGAGGCGGAGGAUGUUUUUAGGGAGAUGCCCGGUGCGUGGCGGGACCCGGUCGGCUCGAACGCUCUGAUUAAUGGGUACUUGAAGAUUGGCAACAUGGAGGAGGCGGAGAGAAUAUUUAGAAGAAUGUCGGUGAGGGACGUGGUUUCUUGGACCUCCAUGGUCGAUGGCUACUGCAAGUGUGGGAGGAUGUUCGAAGCACUACAGGCUUUCAGUUGUAUGCCAGAGAGGAAUGUGGUCUCCUGGACAUCCUUGAUCCGGGGAUUUCUGAAGAACGGAAACUGGGAAGGCGGCAUUCAGCUGUUCUCGCAGAUGAGAAGGGACGGCGUGGGGGUUAACUCUACGACUCUCUCAGUCGUUCUUGAUGCCUGCGCUGAUUUGGGCAGGAGCGAAGAAGGGCUUCAGGUCCACGGACUCGUGUUGUUGUUGGGUUUCGUGGAUGACGUCUUCGUAGGCAAUUCGAUUAUAGUGAUGUACUCUAGAGUCGGGUGGAUUGAUGCUGCUAGGAGAUGGUUCAAUGAUAUGAGCAGCAAAGAUGUGGUUUCUUGGAACUCGAUCUUGGACGGGUACGUUGAGCAUGGUUACAUAGAUGAGGCUUUUGCCAUUUUCGAGGCAAUUCCGGAGAAGGAUCAGGUUUCAUGGACUUCCAUGCUGGUGGGCUUUUCCAACCUGGGGUGGAUGAACGAGUCUGUUGGGCUCUUUGAAGCGAUGCCAGAGAAAGACGACGUUGCUUGGACUGCCAUAAUUUCGGGUUUUGUAAGCAAUGGGGAAAAUGCUACUGCAUUUAAAUGGUUUCACAGAAUGAUGAAAGAAGGAUUCAAGCCAAAUCCAAUGACUUUAUCGAGUGUAUUAAGUGCUUUAGCCGGAUUAGCUAUCUUAAAUCAAGGAGUGCAGAUCCAUGCACUUGUUGUCAAAUUGGAUUUGGAGUCGGAUCUCUUGAUCCAGCCGUCCUUAGUCUCAAUGUAUUCAAAAUGCGGGGACUUGGGCAAUGCCCAUCGCAUAUUUUCAGGAAUCAGUGAACCGAGCAUUGUCGCAUAUAAUGCAAUGAUAACGGGACUCGCUCAGCAUGGUUUCGCAAGGGAAGCGCUUGAAUUGUUUACUAGAACAGGGACAGAUGGCUGCUGCAAACCCAACCAGGUCACUUUUUUGGUAGUUCUUACGGCCUGCUCUCAUGCAGGUUUGGUUCAAGAAGGGUACCAGUAUUUCGAAUCCAUGGCAUCUUGCUAUGGCAUCGAGCCAGGACCCGAUCAUUACACCUGCAUGAUUGAUCUCCUGGGCCGCUCUGGUUUACUACAAGAAGCCAAGAAGUUGAUUGAUUCCAUGCCAUUUCAACCUAAUUCAUCAGCUUGGGGAGCUUUGCUUAAUGCCAGCAGGCUCCACUCCAACCCUGUCCUUGCGAGGCUAUCAGCUGAGAGAAUUUUUCAACUGGAGCCUAACAACGCCACAGCUUAUGCGAUGCUGUCUAACAUAUACUCUGAGGCUGAAAGGAGGAUGAAUGGGAAGUGAGGAGGGCAAAGAGAUCAAAUAGGGCGAAGAAGAGUCCAGGUUGCAGUUGGAUUUCAUUGGAGAACAACGCAUAUCAACAAAUCAGAGUGUAAACCUAUUAAUUUAAUUACAGUGACAAAAUAGAAGAGCAAGAACAGAUUGGAGCCAGUCAUAGCCAGUGCUGUCGACGUUUGUUUAAUUAAUUAUUUUUAGUCCAGUGUCUGCUCGGCAUCGAGGACUGAAAUGUGAAGCUGAUAUUUAUGGCAAAGAGCAAAUUCACUGUUCUCGUUGCAGAUAAGUGACGAAACCUUUUUAGGGUUCUCUUGCACCAUAAUAUAUCAGAUGUCGGAAGUGAGGUUA